UGCACGGCGACUAGAGGCAGAGACUGUACAGCACAGCUUUUUUAUAUUUCGUAUGCGCAUAACGCAUUGAUCUGUGAAGAUGUGGACGGUAAUAGGGAAGCUGCUGCUUUUACACAUGAUACCCGUGAGAUUUCUGCUGGUGAACGGUACUACACCGGACUGUGAAAGCGGUCAGUUUCAGUGCAGGAACGGCAGGUGUAUUCCGACUCCGUGGAGAUGUGACGAUGAUGACGACUGCUCGGACAACAGCGAUGAGGAGAACUGCCCCAAAAAGACAUGCGCCACGACAGACUUUGUGUGUAAGAAUGGGCAGUGUGUACCAGCCCGCUGGAGGUGUGACGGAGAACCUGAGUGUCCAGAUGGGUCGGAUGAAGCAGAAUCAACUUGCAGUCGACAUACGUGUCCACCAGAGAAGUUUGACUGUGGUGGCUCAACAAGCAAGUGUGUGUCGUUGUCAUGGCGCUGUGAUGGAGAAAGGGACUGUGAAAAUGGAGCGGAUGAGGAGCAGUGUGCCGCAGAUGCCAAGGCCUGUCCGGCUAAAGAGUUUCAGUGCCGUAACAGUCUGUGCGUGGCUCCCACCUUCGUCUGCGACGGGGAUGAUGACUGUGGUGAUGGCAGUGAUGAGGAGAAGUGCACAGCGGCCACCGCCAGCACCUGCGGCCCGCACGAGUUCCGCUGCAAUGACUCGGAGUGUAUCCCAGCACCGUGGAGCUGCGACGGAGACCCCGACUGCAGGGACAAGUCGGAUGAGUCUCUGGAGAGGUGUAGUCGCAGGACGGAACCUCAGAAGUCCCACUGCCCUGCGGGAGAGUUCCGCUGCAGGAGUGGAGAGUGCAUUCACCUCAACUGGAAAUGUGAUGGAGAUGCAGACUGCAAAGACAAGUCUGACGAGGCCAACUGUCCUCUGCUGACCUGCCGUCCUGACGAGUUUCAGUGUGGCGAUGGCUCCUGCAUUCAUGGCACUAAACAGUGUAACAAAGUUCACGACUGUCCAGAUUUCAGUGAUGAGGCUGGCUGCAUCAACAAAACCACAAAAUGCGAAGGUCCUCUGAAGUUCCUGUGUAAGAGCGGAGAGUGUAUUGAAAGCAGUAAGGUGUGCAACAGUCUCAAAGACUGCAAGGACUGGUCCGAUGAGCCUGUGAAGGAGUGUGGUCUGAAUGAAUGUGCCAACAACAAUGGUGGCUGUUCUCAUAUGUGUAAGGACCGGCAGAUCGGCUAUGAGUGUGAAUGCCCCUCAGGCUACAAGCUGCUGGACAAGAAGACUUGCGGAGACAUAGAUGAAUGUGAGAACCCUGACGCAUGCAGUCAAAUAUGCAUCAACCUCAAAGGCGACUACAAAUGUGAAUGCUAUGAGGGUUAUGAGAUGGACCCAGUUACCAAGACCUGCAAAGCAGUGGGUAAAAGCCCAUACCUCAUGUUCACUAACCGCCAUGAGAUCCGUCGCAUUGACCUGUUGAAGAAGGACUACACACAGGUAGUGCCGACCUUGAAGAACGCUGUGGCCCUAGAUGUGGAUGUCACCACCAACAAGAUGUACUGGUGUGACCUCUACCAUCGCAAGAUCUACAGUGCAUAUAUCAACAAAGCCAGCAAUUCUUCUCAACAGAUCACACUCAUCGACACUGCACUACAUUCCCCAGAGGGCUUAGCAGUUGACUGGGUCCAUAAGAACAUUUACUGGACCGACUCUGGACACAAGACUAUCUCUGUCGCAGCUGCCGAUGGCAAGAAGAGGAAGGUGUUGAUUGACACAGAGCUCGGCGAACCACGAGCCAUCGCUGUUGACCCGAGACAAGGGUUCAUGUACUGGUCAGACUGGGGAACACAGGCAAAGAUCGAGAAAGCCGGAAUGAACGGGGUGGAUCGACAGGUUCUUGUUUCAGAGAGGAUCGAGUGGCCCAACGGGAUUGCGCUUGACCUGUCUAGCAGACGACUCUACUGGGUAGACUCCAAACUUCAUCUGAUCUCCAGUGUGGACCUAAACGGAGACAACCGCAGGGUCUUGCUCUCCUCAAUGGAUCAUCUGGGUCAUCCCUUUGCCCUCACUCUGUUUGAGGACCGGGUGUAUUGGACAGAUUUGGAAGAUGAGGCCAUCUAUAGUGUUAACCGGCUGACAGGGCAUGAUGUUGCAAUGCUGGCUCAGCAUCUCAACAACCCACUGGAUGUGGUGGUGUUCCACGAGCUCCGGCAGCCUGCAGCUCCAGACACUUGUAACAUGGGAAGUUUGCCCAAUGGAGGCUGUGAGUACCUCUGUCUCAGAGCUCCACAGAUCACAGAUCACUCACCUAAGUACACAUGUGCCUGCCCAGACAGCAUGGAACUAGGCCCAGAUAUGCGCCGAUGUGUGCCAGUCAAACCCAAGACAACAACUGCUGCAGGUACAACAACUACUACAACCCCAGAACCAUCCACUACUACUACACCUACAACCACCGCUUCACCCACAACCACCAGUACAACCUCUAUAACCACACCAACAAAUAUAUCAACAAUAACUACUACAACCAGCCCUGUUCCCAUGACAACCAGCACAAGCACUUCCACUCACUCCAGCACAGGUCGUUCCACCACCACACACUCCACGGCCACCUCCACCACAACAACAACUCAGCCCAGCACUACAGCACCAUGGAAACAGCCAACCUUCAGCCAAACAACAACAGACCACAGACAGACAUCUACAACAGUCACCCACGGCAAGAGUGCACAAGGGGCCAAUGCCAACCUCUCUCAUCGCGCUGGAAGUGGAAAUGACCAUUUCCUCCUCAGUAACAAUAUAACUGUUGCAGUCCUGGGAAUAGUUAUUCCAAUAGUUCCUAUCCUUGCCACAGUGGUCAUCGGCCUGAUGUGUACUGGAGGAUACCUGGUGUGGCGCAACUGGAGGAGGCGGAACACAAAGAGCAUGAACUUCGACAACCCUGUUUACCGCAAGACCACAGAGGAUGACGAUGACGAAAUCCACAUCGGCCGCAGCGAGCAGAUCGGACACGUUUAUCCUGCUCGCGUGGCGCUCAGUCUGGACGAUGACGGAUUCCCCUGAGGGCGAUUCUCGCUCUCUCCUUCUCCAUCCGUCCUUUAGUCCUCCAUCUUUCCUUCCAUCAUUGUGCCCCUCUUGGUCUCCUGAGGAGAUCACACAACCACAGAAAGCCAACAGGACACAAAAGUACUGGCUCUCGGCAGCUGAGAGCUACAAAAUGGGUUUGUCUACUCGUAGUGUCUUCUGCAGCCCAUAAUCUCUCAAUCAGUCUUACUUGGGCAAUAAUCAUUACUAGUGAAAUUAAAAUUACUUACACUAGUAUCAUCCCUGCUCUGUGUGACUAGUAGUUGGUAGUGCUGUUGAAUGAUGACUAACCUCAUAGCUCAUCAUGUCAGUAGUUGCUAACACUAUGGCUCUCCCGCUGUGCUGCAAUUCUUUUAAUUAGAAAUAUUUGUAUUGCUGGUUUAAGAGUUAAGCUGGAUUGAACUGGGCUGUGGUUACAGGAAGAGCUUCUGUAUGGGCAAUGCCACACAGAAAAGCAGUAGGGCAGAAUUCAAAGGAGAAAAUAUUGGGUAAUCCACCCUGCUGGCAUGGGAGAUACAUAGGACAUAUAACUAAAAUAGUGAAAUAGGAUGGAAAGGGGAUGGGGAGGAAUUCAUAUAUGCAGUCAUACACUUAAACUUGCACACACUCCUCAAAAACAGUUAUCAGUUAUGCAAGCUGAAAAAAUAAUUUACCAUAAAAAAAUAAGACUUACAGAAUUCUUAACUGUAUCCUCUAAUAUACUUCCAGAGCCAAGCAUUCUGUUCCUUCAUGUCUUCCAUACACACAUAAAGGAUUAGUUUAUGUAAAAAUGAAAAGGCUGUCAUCAUUUACUCACCUUCAUGGAGUUCCAAACCUGAACGACUUACUUUCUUCCAUGGAAUUGAAAGUGAGUGGUAACAGAGGCUAGCGUUUCCUUUUAUGUUCCAUGAAAGAAAGGAAAGUCUACAUGUUUAGACACAUGAGGCUGAGUAAAUAAUAGGGCUGUGAAUCAAUUAAAAUGUUAUGGAAUUAAUCGCACAGUUUUCUGUGAUUAAUCGCAUUGAUCAUGGUACAUGAUUCAUUACAACAAGCAUUUUAAAAAUGUAAUCAUAAAGAUAUUUACUUUAUACUUUGUCUCAAAGAACUUGCAAGAAAUUGGUAAGUCAUCAUUUAUUUUAAAGGAGUCAUGAAAUGCUAUUUGUUACAAUUUUAUUAUCUUCCCUGAGGUCCACUGAUAAUGUCAUUAGUUUUUUGCACCAAAACUGUCAUAGUUUAGUAAUAAAUUAUUAUUUUCCACCCUGUCUCUGGCCCUCUGACUGAAACGCUCAGUUGUGGCCUCAGCUUGUCCUUUAAACUUCAAUGUAAAUGCCCACUGUUCUGAUUGGCUAACAUCGUGCAUCUCUUCAAAUUCAGCCAUAUAUGAAUCUCAAUCAGAAGAGAAUAAACAAGCUCUCCACAACAUUAUAAAACUAAAUUUCAGGGUUUACACACAAAGCACAUUGAACACAUCGCAUCUGAAUAGCUAACUAUCAAACAGUAAUAACAUAUGAAAUAUUCACAAAUUAAACUGUUUACUCACAGUUUUGCUGUCAAGUCCAAGUGUUUUUAACUGCCCCAUUCUGCCCCAAAGCUUGAAUCGUAUUAUGACUGAUUCACUAGCAGUCCACACUGAUAUUAGCCGCACAUUCACAGUCCAUACCACGGGGAAACAUGACACACACACAUAGGUGCACUGAGGCGCAGAUCGCCAGAAACAUCCAAACGGUCAAAGAAGUCCAGCUAGUGCUUGUUUACAUACACCAACAAUUAAAAAUAGCGCAGAUGGGUGCAAGAUGCAGAGCAGCUGAAUGAAGCUGAACAGAGUCUCCUUUUCUGAGUUGUAACUGACACCACGCCUUUUAAAAGCGGCACAAUAAACAUGACAGUCAAAGACGUCUUUGUAAUGCAUGUUAUAUGCACAAAAACCUUCAAAAUAGUCCAGAUGGGUCCCCUUUUGGUGUUCCGGAAUAGUUGGUCACAUUAGGCCUGUCUCUCUCCCUCUUUGUUUAUGAUAUGAACUGAGUGCCAGUGGGCGCGGCCAAGGGUGCGAUGAAAUGUUGUGGGACGUGUAAAUUCAACUGAGCAAUUUUUCGUGACAUCACGAACACACAGUUUUCAAAACGAGACUUUUCAAAAAGGUGGGAACUAUAAAUGCUCUUUUUAGACUGGGGAGGAAGCUUUGAGUUUACAGUACGUUUUUAUAGUACAGAUACCUCUUAUAUGUCUAAAUUUCACAUACAUGUUAAAAUGUUCCGUUCUUUUUUUUUUUUUUGCAGAAAUUCAUUUAGACACAUUUUUACAGGUAUAAAUUUUUGAUGCAAGUAUAUGUUUACAUGCCAUAAAAUCAGUGGACAUGCUGUAAUUACAAGUUGGGCAAAAUCUUCUAGCAUUUUACAGUGGGCUUUUCUAAUUAUAUUAUCACAUGAUUACAUUCAUAUCAAACUUUAUUGGCAAGAUAAACUUAAGUGUACAUUGCCAAUGCAUUAUAAGACAUUAUACAAUAGGGUUGUCAAAUUAAAAUUCGAAUUUCGAAUAUUCGUCGGAUUUAAGAAAAAAAAAUGCACAUUCGUAUGCUAAACUGUGAAUUUGAAUUUUGGAUUUGUGCCAAGCACUGACAAUGACUUCAGAUCGAUCGCAUUCUUGCGUUAAAAAAGGCUAGACACAGCGCAACAAAAUACAGUUUAACAGAAUGCAGGUGUCUCAAUAUGUUUUUAAAUUUCUUUUUAAUUAGACACCGCAUCUAAAAAACAGCACUCCUGCACGAGAGGCUGAAUAAGCAAAAACAAAGUGAAACAAAGAUGUUCGUCUAGUGCGCGUUUACAUAGAUAAACAAAUGGAUGUUUGCAAAAGUGUUCGGUGUGAACAGCCCCUUACAGUUGGUGGAGGUACUUGGCUGUUGCAUCUUGCUUUUUUAAUAAGCAAUGUUUCUCAGAUUAAGCAAUGAGUUUUUUAAAUGCUUUGUUAGGAAAGGAGUUCAACUUGGAAAUGUGUGUCUCGAGAUUCUUGCGUUCUGUUCCAGUCUGUUGUGUUCCAUCUGUUUGAACAGCCCCUUGCCUGGGCUCAUAGUCUGAGCCGCUUCACCAACGAGUUCAGCUGAAUACCACUGCUAUCUGUGAAUAUUUCUACUCUACAUACAACUGUACUGAAUAAAAACAAUGUGGUAUUUCGCUGUUAUUAUGAAGUUUGAGUCAAGGGUAGUAUACUGUAAACUUUUUAUUUAUUUAUUUUAUGCACAUUAGUUGAAAAUGGAAUGUUCUUUUUUUAACAGCCAGGAAUGUUAUUUGCAGUAAUAUAAUGGUGCUGUAUGGUUUAUGUAUUUAAUGUGCUCUCUUGUGGAAUAAGGAAGCAACAUCAGUUUUAAAAAAUCAGCUGACUGAAUUUGAAAAUAUUUAAGGUAAAAAUUCAAACUUAGUUUAUCUGCCCAGUUGACAGCCCUACUAUAUAUACAUAUAUAAUGAUACAGCAGCAGCUUUCCCACGCCUGCUUCACCACUUGCGGGUGAAGUCUCUAUUCUCCAUACAGUAAAUCCGCUCCCGCAUUUAUUUUCCCUGGGAUAUGCGUUGCGUGUAAUAUAAGUAUGCACUGCUCCUACAAUGUGCAGUCGAGUAAAGCAUGUACCUCCUGAAAAUUUAUUAAUGCCAAAUUCAGCCACAGGGACUGUAGUAAAAAAAUAAAUAAAUAAAUAAAUAAAAACAUUUAAAUGGAUACUGCAUUAAUUGCGUUUUUUUUUUUUUUUUUUACGCAUUAAGCAAAAACUGUUUAUCACAGAAAUUAACUCGUUAAAUUUGCCAGCCCUAGUAAAUAAUGACAGAAUUUUCAUUUUUGGGUGAACUAUCCCUUUAGGUCAGACUGCUCUUAAAGAUCUGCAUUUGUAUUUUGAGAUUAAGGGUUUCACCUGCUAAUUUUGAGAGACAAUACAGUAUAUAUUUCCACAUUUCUUUAUUUCACCAGCACUGGGUCUUCCAUGUUUAUUAAGUUUCUCAGUUCCUAGGCACUUUUGAGCCAAAAAAUGGACCAACUAUGAUCUUCCUGCCCAGGCACAUAUCUGUCCAAAAAAUUUAGCUCAGGGCAUCAGUUUCAGUACUAGUACAAUCUGUGUGGUUGUGUUAUUACAAAUACACUAAUAGAUAGGAAGUCAGGGUUGAUAAAGGCUAAAAAGCUGUUUGUUCAUAUCUAGAGUCUAAAUCUCUUGUUUGCACACAAAGAUGAGUCCUCUCCUCCUCUAUACUUGUCAUGCCUCGGGUAAAAGCAUUUAGCAUAGUGACGACAAGGCACUGCCUGCCAUAUUGCAUGUCUUAAUGGUGUGAUAGAUUACAGUCAUAGAUCAAAGCUUUGCUCCUCUAAACAGUCAUCUGUUAAACGCAUUCACAGCCACAGGAAAUGAGGAGUGCCUAAAUAUAUAGGCUUCCUGUACAUAGCCAAGUAAAUCAAACUCUCUCCACAAGAUGAAUGACGGCUCAGUUAUUUUUGUAGCACUGUCACAGGGACAAGCUGGCUGACUGAUUGGACAGCUGUAAAAAACAGGUUUUGGUCAACCUGUAUAUCCCUGCUGAAAAUGAUCUUAAACCAGCUUUAGUUGGUAUGCUGGUUUUAGUUGGCCACAAAGCUGGUUUGUCUAGUCUGUUUGGUGGUUUUAGAGAGGUUUUGGGUACUUACCAGUAGGUUCAAGUGAGAGACCAGCUAAACACCAGCUUGGCCAGGCUGGGAGACCAGUGAAGCCAGAUUAAACCAGUCAAGACCAGCAAAUUUAGACAAACUUUAUCACACAAAGGAUGAUACAUUGGACAAAUUAAAUCUAAUCUCUCCUGGAACAGUGCUCCAGCUUGCUGGGUAUAAAAAAAAAAAAUACUGGUUAAGCUGAUCUGUUUGUUUGGUUUUACACAGGUUUUGGGCACUUUGGCCCAGAUUAAAGCAGAGAUUAAAAUUUGCCAUGUGGCAGUGUUUGUGGAGUUAUAACAGAGAUGCAUUGUUGUGACAACUUUGAAGAACUAGUAUUGUGAUUGGCCCUGCAUUGGAGACUGCUGAUUGGGAAGGUUGGGUAUGCCAAGGUCUACCUGAGACAUACCCUAUACUGUAUGUGUUUGGUUCUGCCCAGCAUGUGGGUGGUCUUACAUCUGGAGUGGCUCUUUGUUCCUGCCACCUUUGCUCCUCUCCGCUGUGUGGCAUCUAGUGCACACCGCUAGUAAAACAUACCUCCAAAUUUCAAAAAAUCCUCCAAUAUGUCACUGUAUGUUUUCCAUUUGGAAGAGAGACAGUGUGGGAGUCUUGUUGCUUAUGUGGCAGUUAAGUGAGGACAGUGUACUUGUAGUUCAUUUUGUAAACAACUGGGAUAUGUGGCUGUGCUUUAGAUGUCUUUACUGAAUUAUUUUCAACAGCUGGUUUGGAAAUCACAGGCUUACUGUCAUCAUCGUCAUACUAUGUCUACACUAGAAGAGUCCAAAGACGUGUCACGUUGCAGUGAUUUGAAACUACACUGGAAGCGUCAAACCUGCACGUCCUAUUAGAAUGAUCACUAAAGGGCAGUUCACAAAGUGUCCAUCUGCGCUGUUUUGGAAAAAAAAAAAUCUAUGUAAACAGGUGCUAGGCGGUCUUUGACUAUUGCAGUACAUCUUAAUUUGUUGCUCAGGAACGGCGCAUUUUUAAGACUCAAUUUCAAGUAAAAAGAACUCAAACUUUUUAAAACGCAUCUCAAGACACUUGCAUUCUGUUCCAUUUGUUGCGCUGUCUAGUUUUUUAGCACGAAAACAUGGUCACUGAAUCCCAACGGGUGCUACAGUAUAGACAGCUCCAUUGACUAUUAUGGGAGCGAUUAGGUUUUGAAGUGACACGCUAUUCGCAGCCAGUGUAGACAUGGUGUUAGUGAUGUUGAUCUGUGUAAAAAGUAUGGAAAGUAUAAUUGAUCAAACAAUUUUCUAGAUUUUUUCAUGUCAUUAAUAACAUUUGACAUACCUUCAGUAUGUACCAGUUCUGAAUAUGUGAAACACUUAAGUUUUUGAUUCAAAGAAUCUCAGACUAGCAAUACAGGGUAAACACUGCUUCUUUUUCAGACUGCGGUGUGAACACAUGAAUUGUUCUUUGAUCACUCUUGGUUUGCCUUCUUCAUUGUUCAGUGUUUUUUCUGACCCCAACAUCAUCAUUGAUAUCAGGUGCUGCUCUAGAGUUAGCUUAAACCAUUUUUAUGGGAGGUUCCUACAAACUGAUCUCUAGUAUCUUUGUGUUAUUAAUUUACUAUGCGUGGAACAUGUUCGAUAAACACAUGUCCUGAAAACGGUGCGGUCACAGGAGGUUCUAGAACAGGCUUUUAGACCCUUUGGAAACUGAUUCUCCACCUCUCUGUAGAUGUAAACAAGCAGUGCUUUUUGACCAUUGUCCAUGAUUCUUACUCUAUGCAUAUGUACCGGUGAGUCCUGCCUUCCUAUAGCACUGCAUGGACUCACCACGCUGCUCCUUCACCUCACUCCACUGUGACUAACAUAUGUAAUGUCCGUAACUUCUCCUCAUCACUGUCUGCUUUCAUUGUCAUAAGCCCAACAAGUAGGACAUUGCUUUUGAAAGGGCUAACUUUCUCUCACACUGGACAAAUGAACUGGAACCGCUCCUGGAAUAUAGUGCUUUUUAGUUUGGUGGACUUGUAGAGUUGGACCGCAGUUUGAGGACUCUAAAUGGAUGAGUCUGGUCCUCCACAUCCCUGGUGACAUUCCUGAUUGUUCUUUUUGUGACCUGUGGAAAAGAUGACAUCUAUUCUGAUUUCCCCCUACGAGAUCAUGUUGACAUGAUGUAUAUUACUUGAAGAAUUUUUCUCUUUUUUAUGUAGGUUUUAAACUUCUGGAGAGGGUAAGGAGUCGUUAACAUUCCUUUUAUUUGGGGAAAUGUAGUUUUCUGGUCAUUCCGUAGUUGUAUUGGAGACAUUUUGUACGCUGUUUGUUGCACAAACUUUUCAAGAAGCCUUCUGCACUGUGUAAAUGAUUACAUAGCAUGGGGGGAGGGGUGACAGUUCGAAUCAUGUUUUGUAAAUAGGUUUUCAUACAGCAAAACUUUUGAUAAGGUUUUAAACAUUUCUUGUAAAAAGAAGAUGUAUACUGUAUAUUAGUCUCCUGGACGAAAAAGAGUGUAGACCAUACAUGAAUUUAUUUGUUCUCAGAAGCACUGGAUUUCUUUACUACUUGAUUUAAACUAAAAUUAAUAAUCUGCCAAAGUGUUUUCAUUUUAUUGCUGGUUUUAAUUGUAUUUUUUGCUUUUUAACCGUAAUGUUGCAGAAAUAGAGUGUUUAAUUCGUGUUUGUACAUUAUUUAAUAGAUACAUUAAAUUGUAAUUCUAUUUAAUAGAUUAUUACACUCAGUUUUGCAAGAGAUUGUUACAUUUUAAUUUAUUGGUGCCUUGUUUGUGUUCAUGUAUAUUUUCCAGUAAUGUUAUUUUUGGUUUGUUUCUCUCGUGUCUGUGUCUGUGGGUUGGAGGUGUUGGGAAAAGCGAGGGGGUUUUAACAUUUGUUAGCAAAACUGUACUUACAUGGAAUAUCUGUACUGUAUGCCAAAAUGGUCUCACUCACGUUUCUAUGAAAUUCAAGCUGUUGAUAAAUAUCUAUAUUUAUAUAUUAAAUUGUUAAAAAUCCUGUU
Messenger RNA from Myxocyprinus asiaticus (Chinese sucker), 10653 nucleotides. RefSeq names its product low-density lipoprotein receptor-related protein 8-like. The transcript has 19 exons. The coding region runs from base 80 to 3040 and encodes 986 amino acids. Gene Ontology annotation, molecular function: protein binding; calcium ion binding. The record is from RefSeq and is a predicted model, not a curated record. Lineage: Eukaryota; Metazoa; Chordata; Actinopteri; Cypriniformes; Catostomidae.